GAGGCUUAAACCCUAACAUUCCGAUGCGCUCGCUUUAGUCCCGACGUCUAAACCUUGACCCCGGUAUGUUGGUUGGGACUCCGCGUCGGUUGAUGUUUGCAAAUUGCGGUUUGCCAAUCGUCUCGGCCAACUCUUUGUUCUGGCAAUUGCGUGGUUUUAGUGUAGGAAGGUUUUGACGCCUUGCGGUGUUUCAAUUCCGUUUUGCUCUGUAAUUUGUGUGUGUUGUGUUUUUUCUUUUGCCACUCUUUUUUGUAGUGUUCCUGAGACGAGGAGUUUUUGAGUCGGCGGUUUAGGGGAGCCGAUUUUGAGGAGAGAACGGGGCUCGCGAAAAUGAAUCGUGCAUGGUAGCAAUCGGUGUGUUGGAACCGAUUUCGGCGGUUGGUAGGACUGGGAGGAGGAUCUCAGAUGUUAAACUGGUUGGAUUGCGCUCGCAUCAGGAUUGUGCACCAACAUUUAACCUAGGCGGUCGUGUGAGAGGCGGAAUGUGGAGGGCGGCAGUAAGGCAGUUAUCGAGACAGCCGCGGGAGGGGUUGCGGGGCGCGGGCAAUUGUUCUUCGCUGUUUUGGUCGCAGUCGUUGCAAUCCCGAUGGACGUCUGGCUCGGCGGCGGCUGCUGUUGGUCAGGUUCAUGUCAGGGCGGUUGACAAGGACGUGAAUGUUGAUGCUCGAUGGCCCUUGAGAGACACUAAAGUUGGAUUCUCCAGAUCGUCGUCUGAUUCUGUGCCAUCGAGUAUAGAUCAGACGCUGGAUGCAGCUCUGCACAAUGUCGUGAAUCUCCCUUGGCUAUUCUUGCAGGGUGUACCUGCCCAGGAUGUUGGAAACUUUCAUGCUAGACCUGGAGAGAGGCCAGCGCUAGAUUACUGUCGUACUUAUGCAAGUGCGGCGGAAGCAGUAAUUGAUGAUGAUGAUGAAAGUGAAGAAGAGUGUGCUCCUGAGGAACCUCCUCAAUCUGUAGACUUCAACAAGGCAAAGACAGCGAAGGAACGUGCUGCGGAGAGCAGAAAGGCCAGGUGGAAGGAGAAGGCAUUGCGUAUGCGUCAGUUUAAAAUUGAGACUGAGGCAUGGCAUCAAGCAGCGGCAGAGUACAAGGAGCUAGUUGCAGAAAUGUGCAAGAAAAAUUUAGCUCCGAACUUGCCAGCCACUCGAUCGUUACUCCUUGGCUGGUUUGAGCCCUUGAGAGAUGCUAUUGCACAAGAGCAGAAGGAUUACGAAGAGCGCAAUUUCAGAGAACACCGUGCCAUUUAUGGCCCGUUUUUGGCUAAGCUUCCAGCUGAUAUGCUAGCUGUUAUCACUAUGCAUCGCCUGAUGAGUCUCCUUAUGAGUGAUCAGGAGCAUGGAUGUGUUAAAGUAGUUCAUGCAGCUCUGCAAAUCGGAGAAGCUGUGGAGCAAGAGGUCGGUAUUUACAAACUUCUACGUUCCAAGAGGAAGGUGGCGAAGAAGGUGAAAAAUAAAGUUAGUGGAGAUGCUCUUGAUGAUCUGGACACUAACACGGAUGACUCGAUAGCGAAUUCUGUUCUUGAUUCUGAUCUCAAACUGAAGUUGGCCAAAGAGAAAGUGAAGAAGUUAGUGAAACAACAGAAAUUGCGAUUGGUUGGUAAGGUAGUGCAGCAAGCCAAUGGCGACGAGCCCUGGGGACCUGCUAUACAAGUCAAGGUUGGAAGUAGACUACUUGAACUCAUGCUAGAGACUUCUGUUAUGCGUUCACCUGCGGACCAAAAUGCUCAGGAUAUGACAGAACUGCGUCCAGCGUUUAAGCAUACGCUGAGAAAUUAUCCUAUCAAAAACAAAAACAAUAUGAAUCGAAUAUACGGUGUUAUUGAGUGCGACCCUGCUGUCAUGAGUGCAUUAGAUAAGUCUGUGCAACACAUGGUCAUGCCUUACAUGCCAAUGCUGGUGAAGCCGCGUGCAUGGACCGGGUUUUAUGAUGGUGGGUAUUUGCAUCUGAAGUCAACUAUUAUGCGGACACAUGGGGCGAAGGAGCUACGUGAUACUAUCAUAUCUACUCUUCGGCAAGAUAUGAUUAAAAUUGUACAGGCUCUGGAUGCACUGGGCUCAACUCAAUGGAAGAUCAAUAAUGUCGUACUGGAUGUGUUAGAGCAAAUGUGGAAAGAUGGUGGACGUUUGGCAGAUCUUGUGGAUGCAGAAGAUGUUCCACUUCCAGAUAAACCUGAAUCAGAUGAUUUUGAGGAGAUACGUAACUGGAGGCGACAUACUGCCUCAGCAAAGCGCACGAAUAGUGAACGGCACUCCGUGCGUUGUGACACUGAACUAAAGCUAGCGGCUGCUCGUAAGUUACGAGAUGAGGAAGGUUUCUUUUACCCACAUAACUUAGAUUUUCGGGGCAGAGCCUACCCGAUUCAUCCGCAUCUGAACCAUUUGGGAUCAGACAUGUGCCGAGGUAUCCUGCAGUUUGCAGAAGGUCGAGCACUGGGGCCGACAGGUUUGCGAUGGCUCAAGAUUCAUCUUGCAAAUUUGUAUGGUGGAAAAGUAGGAAAGAUGUCAUUUGAUGCGCGAGUUGCUUGGGUGGACGAAGUGAUGGAGAAAGUGUUUGACUCUGCGGAUAGACCUUUGGAUGGAAGUCGAUGGUGGCUAGAUGCUGAAGAUCCUUUUCAGUUUUUGGCAACUUGUCUGGAUAUUCGAAAUGCCAUCAAGUCUGGAAACCCAGAAACUUAUGUCUCGCAUUUGCCUGUGCAUCAGGACGGCUCUUGCAAUGGCUUACAACAUUAUGCUGCACUAGGACGUGAUAGGAUUGGAGCAGAAUCUGUAAAUUUGGUUGCUGGGGAUAAGCCAGCAGAUGUUUAUUCAGGCAUUGCAGCCAGGGUUCGUGAGAUAAUGGAAAGAGAUGCCCAGAAAGAUCCAAAAACAAGCCGCCAUGCUGCUAAUGCAAAGUUGCUACUCCCUGAAAUUGAUAGAAAGCUUGUCAAGCAGACAGUGAUGACAUCAGUGUAUGGAGUUACUUUUGUUGGCGCCCGCAUGCAAAUAUUUAAUAGAUUGAAGGAGCGUGGAACCAUCCAAGAGCAGACAGAGAUGUACAGGGCUGCCUGUUAUGCUGCCAAGACAACGUUAAACGCAUUGGGAGAGAUGUUCAAAGAAGCUCGUUGCAUUAUGAGCUGGCUUGGAGACUGUGCGAAGAUCAUUGCCUCAAAUGGAGAAACUGUGAAGUGGACUACUCCUCUUGGACUUCCCGUUGUGCAACCUUACCGCAAGCCUGGCAGACAUUUGGUCAAGACUUCUUUGCAAGUCCUUGCCCUUCGUAAUUUGGACGCUGAUCAACCUGUUUUAGUGCAGCGGCAAAAAAGUGCUUUUCCACCAAAUUUUGUACAUUCUCUUGAUAGUACUCACAUGAUGAUGACUGCCUUGGCUUGUCAAGAGGCAGGUCUUACUUUUGCAGGUGUGCAUGAUUCAUACUGGACACAUGCAGGUGACGUAGAGCAAAUGAACAGCCUGCUCCGUGAGAAGUUUGUUGAACUCUACAGUCAACCAGUUUUGGAAAAUCUUUUAAAAAGUUUUCAGGAGCGGUUCCCAACAUUGGUUUUCCCCGAAGUUCCUGCUAGAGGUGAUCUAGAUCUAAAGGAGGUUCUGCGUGCACCUUAUUUCUUUAAUUAGCCUAGGUGAAUCGUAUAGCUUCUUUCUAGACUUUUAGUUUUUACCUUCAUGCAGAAGCAGUUCCGAGUAUUUGGUGGCAUCCAUCUUUUUGGAGAGAACCCAAGUAACUGCUGCUGGUACAUCUUUGAGGCCACGACAAGAAACAACAUUCUCGUGCACUUUUCAUCGUCAAUAUGCCUUAACUGGGAGUCUCGACAGCGCUGCGUGGUAAAAAUAGUCUUCUGUGUGGCCGCCUCAUUUAUCAAACAACGACGAUACUUCUUGGCUGGGAGUGUUUGGAAUACAUUAUAGUUGGUACCUUCCACAAGCUACAUGAUUAUACGAGGUACCACUGCGCCAGAUUGGUGGAGGUAUCACUGCUAUAAGUGGGAAGAAGCCACAAUGAGUUGCAAUUGAACUUCUGGGGGUCGGUAAACUUUUGUGUACUCUGGAGAGUUUUUAGACUCUUAAAAAGUAACAGAAGAUUCUUUCAAAUAGCAGGACUGGUGGAGCAGCGAUCUACGGAUCAGAAUCAGGGACCCUGACUCGGAAUUAGUUUUCUUAGAUUUCAGAGACUCAAAGAUUAAUUAGCACAAGAUCAUUUCGAAUGUACAACAUCAGAACUUCCCAAACCUCCUUGCACAGAAUUGGCGUGCAAUUGGUGUCAAUACCCUGUUGUUUCCAGUUUGUUUUGAUACUAAGAAUCCUUCAUGGUUA
Physcomitrium patens is the source of this 4301-nucleotide messenger RNA. Its product is annotated as DNA-directed RNA polymerase 1B, mitochondrial. Lineage: Eukaryota; Viridiplantae; Streptophyta; Bryopsida; Funariales; Funariaceae. Gene Ontology annotation, cellular component: mitochondrial DNA-directed RNA polymerase complex. The record is from RefSeq and is a predicted model, not a curated record. Gene Ontology annotation, biological process: mitochondrial transcription. Gene Ontology annotation, molecular function: DNA binding; DNA-directed RNA polymerase activity.